Messenger RNA from Saprolegnia parasitica CBS 223.65, 507 nucleotides. RefSeq lists its product as hypothetical. The transcript has a single exon. The coding region runs from base 1 to 438 and encodes 145 amino acids. The record is from RefSeq and is a predicted model, not a curated record. NCBI's taxonomy places the organism in Eukaryota, Oomycota, Saprolegniomycetes, Saprolegniales, Saprolegniaceae.
AUGACGACCUGGGACGACGUCGAAGCGCAGGUCCGCGCCCGCGCCGAGGAGCUGCCGACGUGGGCGCUGGCUGGCGUUGCAGCCGGGACGAGCGCGGUCCUUAUCUUCCUCUUCUGCAUCCUCUGCCGAUGCUGCUGCGGGCGCAAGCACAAGUCCCAGUACGAGGCCAUCAGCAAGGACCUCGAGAUGGAGGAGAAAGAGUUUGCCCUCGGACGCACGCUGGACAGCGACGACGACGAUGAGCUGCACCGCCUGGAGGCCUCGACGACGAUCGAGGACUUCAACGACGACGAGAUGCGGCAGCUUGAGAUGCUAGAUGCGUACCACCAGAAGCUCGCCACCGACACGGGCGUGUCGAGCUCUGCGCCGCUGUCGCCGACGGCAGCCACCACGUCACAUCGACCAAAGGCCACGAAGGCGACCGUCAACGACGACUGAGCGCUGCGCAAGGUUGUAUUUAUUGCAGCAUAUUACGUCAAUGAUAAGAUGGAUAUGUGUUGUUGUGGA